Penaeus chinensis is the source of this 594-nucleotide messenger RNA. Its product is annotated as pigment-dispersing hormone type 2. Gene Ontology annotation, molecular function: hormone activity. The coding region runs from base 13 to 255 and encodes 80 amino acids. The record is from RefSeq and is a predicted model, not a curated record. The transcript is spliced from 3 exons. Gene Ontology annotation, cellular component: extracellular region. Gene Ontology annotation, biological process: response to light stimulus. NCBI's taxonomy places the organism in Eukaryota, Metazoa, Arthropoda, Malacostraca, Decapoda, Penaeidae.
ACAAUAUCAGAAAUGGUGCGUUGCUUUAUAGCCGUGGCUCUGGUGGCGAUGGCGGCCCUGAGUCUUCAGGUGACGACGGCUCAGGAUGACCUCAAGUACUUCGAGCGUGAAGUGGUGGUCGAGUUGGCGGCGCAGAUCCUGCGCGUGGCUCAGGGACCCUCGGCCUUCGUCGCGGGCCCUCACAAGCGCAACUCGGAGCUGAUCAACUCCCUCCUGGGGAUCCCCAAGGUCAUGAACGACGCCGGAAGGAGAUAAACAAACUACUAUUACUAUGAAACUACAUCUGAAACUAUUGGUCCUACUUAAUAUUAAAUGUAUGUCUUCAUACCUUACUCGGAACAAAUCAUAAUACUUUCGACAAAUUUAUGUAAAAUGUAACACCAUACUUUAUAUUAGUACUAUUUACCAAAAUCUAUACACUAUAAGUAAAGCGAUAUUCGUGCAGUUUAUUACCCAAUGGUUUUUCUUUGUAUCCCACAGGACCAGGCUUAGCAAAGACAUGAUCAGUUAGGCAUAAUGGCCCCAAAAUUUUCCCUGAUGUUUUGUUAAUAAAUCCUGCAAAGUUAAAAUUACUACACUCUUUUUUUUUUUUUU